CCCAUCUCGUUUCACCUGGCCGGGAAAUUGGAGCACACCUGUGGUCCCAUCGCACCUGCAGAUGUGUGCAUUAGACUCACCUGGGGAGCUUCCCUCGCGCUCCCCACAUCCCUGAGUCUGGCUCAGCUGGUCUGCUGGUCUGCAGUGGAGCCAGGCAUGGUCUCUCUCUCUUUUUUUAAGCAUAACUUUUUUUGGAACAGGUAAUACUACCAACCUGGCUCAAAAGUCAGAGGCCCGCCCAGCUACCUGAUCAUCCUCCCUGAAAGGCGGCCACUGUUAACAAGUGUCCUGUGUGUCUGUAAAGAUUCUGUGCAAAUGAAGCAAAACCCUUCCACCUCUUCAUACCCUUUGUCUCUUACCAGUAUCUUAGUCCCUGCCAACUAUGUUGCCUGCUGCCAAGAAAUGUCUGACAACAAGGCAGAAGCCACUGCCGACACCCAGGUGACAACAGCGGAAGAACCAGUACAGCAGCCCAGCGUGGUGGACCGCGUGGCCAACAUGCCCCUCAUCAGCUCCACCUGCAGCAUGGUGUCGGCCGCCUAUACCUCCACCAAGGAGAGCCACCCCCAUGUCAAGACUGUGUGCGACGCAGCCGAGAAAGGCGUCAAGACCCUCACGGCGGCCGCUGUCAGCGGGGCGCAGCCGAUCCUCUCCAAGCUGGAGCCCCAAAUCACAUCGGCCGGCGAAUAUGCCCACAGGGGGCUGGAUAAGCUGGAGGAGAACCUGCCGGUCCUGCAGCAGCAGCCGGGGAAGGUCCUGACGGACACCAAGGAGCUCAUCUCAUCCAAGGUGUCAGGGGCCCGAGAAACUGUGACCAACACGGUGGCCAGUGCCAAGGACACGGUGGCCACCCAGGUGACGGAGGUGGUCGACGCAACCCGGGGUGCUGUGCAGAGUGGCGUGGACAUGACUAAGUCCAUGGUGACCAGCGGUAUCCACUCGGUGAUGGGCUCCCGCAUGGGCCAGAUGGUGCUGAGCGGGGUGGACACGGUGCUGGGCAAGUCGGAGGAGUGGAUGGACAACCACCUGCCCAUGACAGAUGCCGAGCUGGCCCGCCUCGCCACGUCCCUGGAGGGCUUUGACAUCGCCUCGGUGCAGCAGCAACGGCAGGAGCAGAGCUACUUCGUGCGCCUGGGCUCACUCUCGGAGCGGCUGCGCCAGCAGGCCUACGAGCACUCGCUGGGCAAGCUGCGGCACUCCGGGCAGCGGGCCCAGGACGCCCUGCUGCAGCUGUCGCAGGCGCUCAGCCUGAUGGAAACUGUCAAGCAGGGAGUUGAUCAGAAGCUGGUGGAGAGUCAGGAGAAACUGCACCAGAUGUGGCUCCGCUGGAACCAGAGGCGGCUUCAGGGCACGGAGGGGGAUCCGGCCAACCCAGAGCAGGUUGAGUUCCAGACUCUCACCAUGUUCCGUGACAUUGCUCAGCAGCUGCAGACCACCUGUGCCUCCCUAGGGUCCAGCAUCCAGGGGCUGCCUGCCCACGUGAAGGACCAGGUGCAGCGGGCUCGCUGCCAGGUGGAAGACCUCCAGGCCACCUUUUCCGGCAUCCACUCCUUCCAGGACCUGUCCAGCAGCAUCCUGACACAGAGCCGCGAGCGGGUCACCAAGGCCCGAGAGGCUCUUGACCACAUGGUCGAGUAUGUGGCCCAGAACACGCCCAUCAUGUGGCUGGUGGGACCCUUUGCCCCUGGAAUCACUGAGAAAGCCCCAGAAGAGAAGUAGGCUAGACAGGAAGGGGAGUGAGGGGGUGAGGGGCUCCCUCCCUCCCUGAGGGGCCAGCAAGCAGAACUGGACCCCCAGACCUUGAAACAUGCCGUUCUUACCACUCCUGUCAAUUCAGCUGCCCCCUUGGGAAACCGAGGUCCUCAAAACUAACCGGUUCAUCCUCUCUCUCUGAGCUUGGAGGAAGCAGGUUGUGAGCCUCACCUCAUCAACCAUUAGGGUGAGGUUUCCUGGAAGCUUUUUUUCUAGAAGGUUCCCCCCCAAUUUUUUUUUUCUUUUCCUAACUCAAAAACCAUGGAUAUAGUUCUUAUAGCCCACUUUGUUUUCUACAGCAAGGCCCCAGUGUAUCAGCCUUUAGCUAAUGGACUUGGACCUCUGAUCUGAACAGUGGGGCUCCUGGGGGCGGGGGAGGCAGAGUUGUGGAGGCUUAUUCUGGAGCAGAAGGGGCUGAGGCCUGCCGAGUGAGCCAUAGGUGCCUGGAGGGCCAGCGUUGCCUUAAUAAAUUUUACCUGCAGUGGA
Manis pentadactyla (Chinese pangolin) is the source of this 2238-nucleotide messenger RNA. It is a transcript of the gene PLIN3, whose product is annotated as perilipin 3. Bases 316 to 1719 code for a protein of 467 amino acids. NCBI's taxonomy places the organism in Eukaryota, Metazoa, Chordata, Mammalia, Pholidota, Manidae. Gene Ontology annotation, biological process: positive regulation of triglyceride storage; lipid storage. The transcript has 8 exons. The record is from RefSeq and is a predicted model, not a curated record. Gene Ontology annotation, cellular component: lipid droplet; cytosol.